GGCAACUAUAGUGAAAAUUUACUUCCUGAAACUGAAUUAGGAGAUGACGAUUUUUUGAUUUCAUGAUAGAGCCAAGUCAUGAGUGCAGAAGACCCAAACCCCGCCGCCACACCCACUCCCUGUGAAGACACCCAGGGAGAUGGACGAUGGAUGUCUAUGCACAACCGCUUUGUGUCUGACAGCAAAGACAAAGAGCCUGAUGUCCUGUUUGUUGGAGACUCUCUUGUUCAGCUCAUGCACCAGUUUGCGAUAUGGAGGCAGCUGUUCUCUCCUCUCCAUGCCCUCAAUUUUGGGGUGGGUGGCGAUGCAACACAACAUGUGCUGUGGAGACUGUGCAACGGUGAACUGGAUAACAUCAGCCCAAAGGUUGUAGUGCUGUGGGUAGGCACUAACAACCAUGGUCACACCGCUGAACAGGUCUGUGGAGGCAUCAUGGCUAUUGUCCAAGUCAUCAAGAACAAGAUCCCCAAUGCCAAGACGCUCAUACUUGGUAUACUGCCCAGAGGUAAACUGCCAAACCCUCUGCGGGAGAAGAAUGCCAAGGUGAACAAGCUGGUCGAGGAGGCUGUAUCGUCCCUCCCCCAUGCAUCUUUCCUCAACGUAGACCCAGGCUUCGUCCACUCCAAUGGUAGCAUCUCCCAUCAGGACAUGUACGAUUACCUUCACCUGACUACUAAGGGCUACCAGGUUGUGUGCGAACUCCUGCACGCCCAUCUGAAGUCCAUGCUAGAUAAACCUGCCGAGAACUGAGCGACCAGGGCACAAACUUACACUACCACAGUGGUCAUCAUCCCUGUUUCAGGAGAGCAUCACACUCAGUUCAUUAACACCUUGAAGGAUAGAUAGAAUCAAUUACUUGAGGCAAAGAGAUGCACAGUUUAUUUGUCCUCUCCAUGGCUGGGGUUGGUGACCACUGUUACAUAUAAUGGGACCAUUAAGCUUUUUUGUGUUCAUGAUACAGUCAGAAAUAUAAUGUGCUGUGCUAGAGAGAGAAGUCUUGCCUCAAUUCCCAGUAAGCACGUGUUCCACUAGCUUUUGGUUCCCGGUGUUUUUCCAUUGAAGGAUUACUUCAUUUUUCUGCCACAUGAUCCAAAUGAUAAAUAUGAUACCGGGAACUUCCUGUCUGUCAUCCAUGGGGGUCAGAGCCAGAUGGUGACAUGAAGGGAUGACACUGGAAAACACAGUAAAUAAAUCCAGUGCUUAUGAAUAAAAGCUUUGAAAAAGAUGCAGCAGCUUUUUACUCAAAUGAAGAUACGCUGUAGGUCAAAACAUUAGUUGCUGCACUUCAUUAAAAACUUUAUUUAGAGCUGUGCCGCAGAUCUCGCCCCUUUCAUGUUCUGCUCUCAUGAGACUGUAAGAGCCUAAUUUACCUCAGGAUACGGACAGAUAUCUGCUUUCUAGAAAGACAAACUCUUAUGCAACACAUGCUUUGUCCACCUGAGGCUACUGGAACAAGUACUAGUUGGGAAAGAGAUGAGACUUUGGGUCUUUAGGUGCCAGGAUAUGUCUGAUAAAAAAUAAAAAUAUACUAUAGCUGCCCUGACCAAGAAAUUGCUGUAAUUCAUCAUUUUGGUUUCUCAGUUUCACCAAGUUCCAUGGCUUGCAUUUAUUUUUGCGAUAGCUUUAUUUUCUUUGUUGUGGUGUCUGGUGUCUUUUGUAUUAUGUUCAUUUGAAUGACCAAAUGUUUUUGAUUGACCAUUACUGUUUACUUGCCUUUUAUUAUGUCAGAGGUCUCAUUAUUGUCCUUGUAACUUUUUGCUUCACCUAUUAUAACAGCGACACAUUUUGACAUGAGAGGCCGUGUUUUGUUGCAAACAUAGAUGUAUUUGAGUAGGUUGUGAAGUCGUAUAGAUAUAUCUAAAGUCACUCGUGCUUCAAGUUUAAUGUCAUCUGCAACAUAAUGGCCGAUCAGACCAUUUAAAAAGGCUUUACUUCACACUAAAAAUGCUUCUGAGCCUCUUGGAUAAAGAUUGUGCUGCAGGACUUGAAUUAUGCUUCAGGAUGGCUGAUUGUGUAAGCAGUGGAAGAAUGCAUUAAAGAUGAAAAAUGG
Molecule: messenger RNA, 2050 nt
Organism: Epinephelus fuscoguttatus (brown-marbled grouper)
Lineage: Eukaryota; Metazoa; Chordata; Actinopteri; Perciformes; Serranidae
Gene: pafah1b3
Product: platelet-activating factor acetylhydrolase, isoform Ib, gamma subunit
Exons: 6
Coding region: 79-750 (223 amino acids)
Source: RefSeq, a predicted model, not a curated record